This is a messenger RNA of Branchiostoma belcheri (Belcher's lancelet), 1077 nucleotides long. RefSeq names its product MIT domain-containing protein 1-like. The transcript is spliced from 7 exons. Lineage: Eukaryota; Metazoa; Chordata; Leptocardii; Amphioxiformes; Branchiostomatidae. The record is from RefSeq and is a predicted model, not a curated record. Bases 132 to 890 code for a protein of 252 amino acids. Gene Ontology annotation, biological process: midbody abscission. Gene Ontology annotation, cellular component: midbody.
UGAACUUUGACUUUUUGGAAACCGAGCCAUACUUCACGCCCGUGCAUACUUCGUCUUUCGGAGCUUUACUGCGUAAAAAGCGAGUCCCUUUAAUUUUUGGAGAUGAUAGACAACUGCUGAGUGAGUACAGAAUGUCUAAACUUGCCGGUAUGGAGGGCUCGGCCAGCCGUGUGCUGCUGCGGGCGGUAGAGCUGGACGGAGCCGCCCGCCUGGCGGAGGCGCUGGUCUGCUACCAGGAGGGAAUCCAGCUUCUACUCGAUGUACUGAAGGCAACGACAGAUGAGGCUAAGAAGGAGAAGUACAGAGAGCGGAUAGGAGAGUACAUGGACAGGGCAGAGGAGAUUAAGAAACAUGUUCAACUGGAAAAAGAAGCUGGAAAGUACCAUGAACAAAUCCACAUAGCUGCUGGUUCAGUAGGUAACAGUUAUGGCAGACUCUUUAAACCAUACAUCGAUCAGACCCUGACGGAGGUAUGGGUGGACGAUCCCUACAUUAGGUCAAAACACCAGAUAAUGAACUUCUUGAGGUUUUGUGAGUUACUGGUGAAGUCUGACUGUCAGGUUAGGCGGAUACAUCUCACCACUGGAGAAGAAGAGGGUCCCCGGCAGGAGGAGCAGAAGGGCAGACUGGGGGGACUAGGAGAGAGUCUUCAGCAGUACGGCAUCAGCCUGGAGGUUCAGUACUCUCACACAUUACAUGACCGGGAAAUCAGAUUUAGUAAUGGCUGGAUAAUCAAGAUAGGGAGAGGACUGGACAUCUUCAGACCAACAAAGGGUCAGUUCCAGAUUGGUUUCUGUGACUAUGACUUACGAGAGUGUCAUGAGACAACUGUGGACAUCUUUCACAACAAACAUCUCAAGACUUCCACACACGGGGACGUCUCAUCCUAGUUUCUUACAACAAAAAGAGAUGAAAUCCUAUUAAUCCUUUGAGAAAUAAUUAAAUACAAUGUAUUGGUAGUAGCAUGUUAUUUCUGAUACUUUCAAACUAAGUAAACAUUUAAACGUAAGUCCACACCAAUUUAAUUUGUUGUUUCUCGGAUUCGCCCUGUCCUUUUUUUUUUGGAUUUGCAAACAA